This is a messenger RNA of Elaeis guineensis (African oil palm), 579 nucleotides long. Lineage: Eukaryota; Viridiplantae; Streptophyta; Magnoliopsida; Arecales; Arecaceae. The record is from RefSeq and is a predicted model, not a curated record.
AUGGCUUUCGAGAUUAGGGGCGUUCUAAUGGAGUGGAAGCGGACCUUGAUCACCCUCAUUCUGAAGCGAUCUGACAUCUCAAUCCCGAAGCACUUCAGACCUAUCAGUCUUUGCACCAUCCUCUACAAGGAGUUUAUGCACCACCUUCAGAGAGCUCCUUAUCGCCACAGCCUCAUGGUGAUCAAGCUGGAUAUGGAGCAGACAUAUGAUCGGAUGAGCUGGUCGUUCCUUCGACGGAUGCUCCAGGAGUUGGGAUUCAAAGAGAGGUGGAUUGGCUGGACCAUAGACUGCAUUGAAGCCUCGAGCUUCACCAUCCUAGUCAACGGUACCCCGACGGAGUUCUUUUACUCCUUUGUUGGUCUUCAUCAAGGGCAGUUGGUCAACAUUCAGAAGUCUACAGUUAUCUUCAGUCCGAGGAUGAAGCCCCAGGUGCAACUGGCGAUCGAAAAGUGCCUGGGGAUACGGAAGCAGACAGGGAUGCUGACCUACCUCGGAGUUUCAAUCACGAGCCAUCAUCUAAGGCGGGCUGAGUGCAGACCUUUGAAGCAGCAGAUCCAGGAGAAUCUUCAGGGCUUGUAA